Molecule: messenger RNA, 2707 nt
Organism: Hemibagrus wyckioides
Lineage: Eukaryota; Metazoa; Chordata; Actinopteri; Siluriformes; Bagridae
Gene: spns1
Product: SPNS lysolipid transporter 1, lysophospholipid
Exons: 13
Coding region: 255-1772 (505 amino acids)
Biological process (GO): transmembrane transport
Cellular component (GO): membrane
Molecular function (GO): transmembrane transporter activity
Source: RefSeq, a predicted model, not a curated record
GAGGACGUAACGAAAAUUCGGAGCUAAUUCAAGAUGGCGGCGCCGUAGUGCUGUUUCAGAGCAACAACAACCGGGACAAACAAAGCAAAAAAUAUAUAUAUGGUUAUAUUAUCGGGUUGCUUGGGUCUUUCGCCUGCAAAAUGUUAGCGUUUCGGUCAAGCUAACAUUUAUACGUGUAAACUAAUAGAGCUGCUUGAAGAGACAGUGUGAAAGUCCCGUAAACGGAUUGACUUCAAGCCGCAACUGCAGCAGCGAUGUCAUUUGGCGAGCCGACCGCAGAUACCACACCCUUCUUGUCCGAUGAAGAAGGGGAGGGGACAGAUAUAAAGGGGGAGGGGCAUUCAAAUCAGCCGGAGGCAGAGAGUGUGAGUGGAGUGUCCAGUAAGAGAGCAGUGGUUACCGUUGCAGUCCUUUGCUACAUCAACUUGCUGAACUAUAUGGACAGAUUCACUGUAGCAGGUGUGCUUACUGAUAUUGAGAAGUUCUUCGUCAUCAGUGAUGGCAAAUCUGGGCUGCUCCAGACUGUCUUUAUCUGCAGCUACAUGUUUCUUGCUCCUGUCUUUGGUUAUCUGGGUGACAGGUACAACAGGAAGUUGAUCAUGUGUGGGGGCAUCACCUUCUGGUCCUUAGUGACAUUAGCCAGUUCCUAUGUCACCAAAGAUCAUUUUUGGGCGUUGUUGCUGACACGGGGGUUAGUGGGGGUCGGCGAGGCCAGUUACUCCACCAUCGCUCCCACCAUCAUUGCAGACCUCUUCAUCAAGGAGAAGAGAACAGCCAUGCUGUCUGUCUUUUACUUUGCUAUCCCUGUGGGCAGUGGCCUGGGGUAUAUAGUGGGAUCAGUAGUGAAUAAAAGUGUGGGAGACUGGCACUGGGCUCUGAGGGUGACACCAGCGUUGGGACUUUUAGCAGUGUUCUUGCUGGUUUUUGUGGUGAAGGAGCCCAAACGUGGUGCUAUAGAGGCUCGGUCCGAGCACACCCUGCACAGGACCGGCUGGCUUGCAGACAUGAACGCUCUCUUCAAGAAUAAGAGUUUUGUUCUGUCGACGUUUGGUUUCACGGCAGUGGCAUUCGUCACAGGAUCGCUUGCACUUUGGGCUCCCGCCUUCCUCUACAGAGCAGCAGUCUUUACUGGAGAGAGGCAGCCAUGUGUCCAGCAAGGCUGUGGCACCUCUGACAGUGUGGUUUUCGGCAUCAUCACUUGUGUGACAGGAGUGUUGGGUGUAGGGAUGGGUGGCGCAGUCAGUCAGCAUCUGAGGAAGAGAACGCCACGUGCUGACCCACUCGUGUGUGCUGCUGGCCUCCUCCUCGCUGCUCCCUUCCUCUAUCUGUCAAUCGUCUUCGCCCAGGGCAGCACCAUAGCUACCUACGUCUUCAUCUUUUUUGGUGAGAUGUUCCUCUCUAUGAACUGGGCCAUCGUGGCUGACAUCCUCCUGUAUGUUGUCGUCCCCACACGGCGUUCCACCGCAGAGGCUUUCCAGAUCGUUUUGUCUCACCUGCUGGGAGAUGCUGGGAGUCCCUACCUCAUAGGAGUGGUGUCAGAUUCACUGAAACGGGCGGACUCUUACAUGUGGCAGUUCCGCUCUUUGCAGACCUCCCUCCUGCUCUGUUCUUUUGUGGCCGUGGUGGGCGGAGGCUUCUUCCUGGCUACAGCCCUUUUUAUUGAAAAAGACAGACACCUUGCUGAGAACUAUGUUCCCUCAGAUGAUGCACCGAUUAUUGUCCCCAAGAGAGGAAGAUCCACCAAGGUGUCAGUGUCGAGUGUUUUAAUUUGAGCCGACGUGGAAGAAUCGAGAGAGAUGUUCAUCUCCCUGGAGGAAGUAGAUGGAUGUCCCUGAUCUUAACACCACUUCUGGAGUAGUAUGGGAUGAAUAGAGUCACUGAUUGAAAUUUCACCCCCUCUCUGCAGGGAUUUUUAGGAUAAUUUAUUCUGUUAUGUUUAUAAUAUUAACACCUUUAUCAUUUUUGGGAACAUGACUAACAGUCAGGAAGUGUGACGUGGCACUUCUGGAGGACUUUGUGUAUCCUGGAGUCAAUGUGCUGUCCGGCAUUUAUCAUUCCAGCACUGAGAGAAGAGCCGCGUCUCUUACCGAGGAAUGCCGUGGAAUUAUAGGAAAUGGUCUGGAAGAACACGUGAUCUAGGAAGACGUUAAAAAGCACAAACUGUGUUUGACACCUCAAGCCAAAAGGAGAAGAUUUUAAUCUUUUGUUUGUUUUUAACUAAUAUAAUUUCAGGUUUAUUAAUUAAUGAAGCUGAUGUACAGAGUAAAGUAAAUUAACAGAUGUCAUUUUACUGCACUUUCUUUAAUCACACUAUAUAAUCAUAAUGACACGACUAUGCAUUGACUCGUAAUGUUACGUUACCUGGACCUGGAACACGUCACACAAUACUGGUCCAGAUCUGGCUGAUUUAUUAUUAUUUUUUGUUGUUCAGAUUCAAAGCCAAGCACCUACUUCUACCCAAAUGUGUCAUUUCUCCGAUUCUGCUUCAACUCUAAAUCUUUCCCUGAUUAUUAACUGAAAUCGAUGGUAGAAAACAGAUCUUUAGGAUGUGCCACUUAAAUGAAAGUCAUUCCUUUUUUUAUUUUUAUUUUUUAAGGACACUGUAGUGUUUGUACAAAGAGUUUUACUGAGUUGGAGAAUUUUGGAAUGACGAUGGUCGGCAAAAGCGUGUUUCCUUUUUUUAAAGCAUUAAAUAAGCUGCAGCUCA